UCUCUUUUUCUGAGAACGACAACACUUUUUCAUUCUCAUCACUUUCACCAAAAACCCUAAAUUCACAAUCUCCAAAUCAAUUUCAAACCCUACAAUGUCUUCACAAGUUGUUUUCCAAACAUUCUCUCAAUCAGAAACCAAACCCUCCACCGUCUCCACCACCACCGUUGCCACCACCAGUUCUGAUCCCAAUGCUCAACUUACCACCGUCAAAAGAAAAACCUCCUCUCGUUCCACCAAAGACCGUCACACCAAAGUGAACGGCCGUGGCCGCCGUGUCCGUAUGCCACCUCUCUGUGCUGCCAGAGUUUUCCAGCUGACACGUGAGUUAGGUCACCGUUCCGAUGGUGAAACAAUCGAGUGGCUUCUCCGACAAGCUGAACCGGCUAUCAUCGCUGUUACUGGUACCGGCACUGUCCCCGCCGGUCCGGUUUCAACAACCUCGCCGGCGUCUUCUUUCUCCAGGCCGUCUGUGUCCUGCAAUGUUGCUCCGCCGGUGUCAUCUGUUGGUCCCAGCGGUGGUGGAAUGUUUGCUGCUGCUGCUCUCCCGCUACAGCAGCCGAGUUGCCGGCUUGAUCUAUGUCCGCCGUCUGGAAUGGAGUAUGCUGUACCGAAUCGGUACCAUCAUAUGCCGUUCACGGCGUUGCUGUUGCAACCGAGUUCGGUGGAGGAGAAUCAGCAAGAAGAAUCUCUGAGCAUUAACGAACAAUGACAUUGCUGUAUGAUUGUGGAAUAGCAUUGAGAUUUAAGGGUUUCUCUCGUUGUUAUUAUUAUUAUUAUUAUUAAUAUUUUGAUUAAUUUUAAGGUUAGUUUUGGAGUUUGUUGAAAUCAACAACAACAACAACACAAUGUGUAAAAAUGAUUAGAGAAAGCUCAUGAAGUACUAUUAGUAUGAUCUAUAUGAUGAUGGAUCGUUUAUAAAAAUAGUUCUAAAAUGUAGUGUAUCAACUUCUAUGUUACUCUUUGCUGUUGUGUUGGCUGUUGGACAUGUACUUACAAACUUUGGAUUUGGACCCACUAAUGAUCAAAUGAUCAAUCAAUGAAUUAAUCAAGUUCUAUGAUGAUUGGGAAGAUAAACGAUUCUGCCCAUAA
Molecule: messenger RNA, 1092 nt
Organism: Trifolium pratense (red clover)
Lineage: Eukaryota; Viridiplantae; Streptophyta; Magnoliopsida; Fabales; Fabaceae
Product: transcription factor TCP11
Exons: 1
Coding region: 95-712 (205 amino acids)
Cellular component (GO): nucleus
Molecular function (GO): DNA-binding transcription factor activity; sequence-specific DNA binding
Source: RefSeq, a predicted model, not a curated record